AUGAAUGCUCCAGACAGAUUUGAACUAUUCCUGCUGGGUGAGGGGGAGUCCAAGCUAAAGAUCGAGCCCGACACCAAGGCCCCCAACGCCGUGGUGAUCACGUUCGAGAAGGAGGACCACACGCUGGGCAACCUGAUUCGCGCAGAGCUGCUUAACGACAGGAAGGUGCUGUUUGCCGCCUACAAGGUCGAGCACCCCUUCUUUGCCCGGUUCAAGCUGAGAAUUCAGACCACCGAGGGCUACGACCCCAAGGACGCCUUGAAAAACGCCUGCAACAGCAUUAUCAAUAAGCUGGGCGCGCUGAAGACGAACUUCGAGACCGAGUGGAAUCUGCAGACCCUGGCCGCCGACGACGCAUUCAAUAUGUAA
Saccharomyces eubayanus is the source of this 369-nucleotide messenger RNA. It is a transcript of the gene RPB11, whose product is annotated as DNA-directed RNA polymerase II core subunit RPB11. Bases 1 to 369 code for a protein of 122 amino acids. The transcript has a single exon. NCBI's taxonomy places the organism in Eukaryota, Fungi, Ascomycota, Saccharomycetes, Saccharomycetales, Saccharomycetaceae. Gene Ontology annotation, biological process: transcription by RNA polymerase II. The record is from RefSeq and is a predicted model, not a curated record. Gene Ontology annotation, cellular component: RNA polymerase II, core complex. Gene Ontology annotation, molecular function: DNA binding; protein dimerization activity.